GUCCGACUCAUCCUUGUGUGUCUCUCUACGCCAUAUCCCUCCCCCUCUCGCUCCACCCCGCAUCAUCUCCUUCCUCGCGCACGCAAACGACUUGCGCAGUAACCACCGCCUCUCCCCUUUUUCUGCUCUCCGCAGCCGCGCCCUCGGUUAUCCGGCAUCCACCGCCCCCCUCCGACAGCCCGCCGCUCCCGUCGAAUUAGGCGCGAGAUGAUGACGUCUCGGCGGGGCAGCGGCAGCGGCAGCAGCUGCUGCGCGCUCUGCGAGGGAUCCAACCUCCCCUCCUGCUGCGUCGCCUGCGUCAACACGAGACUGUCCGACUACCACGCGAAGCUGCGCAUGAAGAGGAAGCUCCGCGACUCCUUCCAGUCCCGCGUCGCCGCGCGCCUCGAGGCCAAGAGGAAAGCGGAAGAGCAGAGGAGCUGGAGAGUGAGCAAAGCUCAGGACAUCAAGGAGCUGAAGGAUCGGCUCCAUAAAUUGACGAGUCAAACUGCAAUAGAGAAGAAGAAGGUUGAGCACGCAGCGAGUGAUCUCAAGGCGAAAACAGAUACAUUGAAUUUGGCUUUUGUCACGCUAAAAGUGAAGCAAACUGAGUCAUUGACAAUGCACACCAAUGCCAUGAAAGCAGCACAAAUGGGUCUUAUGGCAGCUACCUCUGAACGUCUCAAAAGGCAGUCCAAAGCUAUAAAGCAACUUUGCAGGUUGUUCCCAAUGCGACGAGCCAUUAUAGAUGGAGAAAAGAAGGAUGGCCACAGUGAUCCGUAUGAUGUUAUAUGCGGCGUUCGUUUACCUCGUGGUCUAGAUCCACAUUCUGUUCCUUCAGAAGAGCUAUCGGCUUCAUUGGGGUACAUGCUACAAGUCCUCAGCAUUGCAGUUCCUAUCCUAUCUGCACCAGCCCUUCAUGUAGCUGGCUUUGGGGCUUCAUGUUCCCGUAUAUGGCAGCGGAGUUCCUACUGGAGUACACGACAAUCCCAGAGGUACUAUUGUAGCAAGGUUUACCCACUUUUUGUUCCUCGGCAAAAUAAUUGCUCUGUUGGUGAGGAAAAUUCAUGGACAGAAAGUGGUUCGGGUAACUUCGGUGUUGACUCUGUGGACUCAGAUAAGAAAUCACUCUUUGACUCCAAAAGAAGCAAUAGCUUUAACUUCUCUGCUGCAUCUUCGCACUCCAUGGAAAGGCAUGAAGACUUGCAACAAGGAAUAUCGUUAUUAAAGACAAGUGUUAAGGCCAUUACUUCCUACUACUACAACUCAUUGGGCUUGGAUGUGCCAUCCAAUCUUUCUACUUUCGAUGCAUUUGCAAAGAUGCUCCAUAUGUUAUCGUCAUCAAAGGCCCUUAGAGCUGCUCUUGAAUCAAAUAUCGCCUCAAGAUCAGAAAAGCAAGCACAGCAACUAAACAGAUCGAUAUGGAAGGCGAGUUCGGCCAUCUCAUCUAACAGCAGCCUGCUGGACAGCACACACACAGCUAUCAUGCCGAGCGCUCUAGAUAACCUCCUCCUCAACUCGAACAUGAGUUUCCUGUACACCGGUAAACCUACAAAACAUGGCGGAGCAAUGGACAGUAUUUUAGACGGCUGGGACAUGGUAGAGCGCGAGAUCCUACCGCCGCCACCAUCCCAGGCCGAAGACAUUGUGCAGUGGGAAAAAGCCCACACUUAUGCUCGCGGUGGUGCCAAAAAGAAAUAGCUCUCAUCCUAUGAAUUCGCAGAAACAAAGCUUUUAGAACACUGCAGGAGUAGCUAGAUGAAUGGAUGGAUGGAUGUCUGAUGAUAUGAUCUUUGUUUAUGUACAGAAACAGAGGUAAGCACCAGUGAGUUAUGCAGAGAAGGGUAGAACUGAUCAGCAACCAUCUGUACAGCACCUGUAAUUUGUAAAUAUACCUCUAUAGUACUUACAGGCCAUGAAUUAGUAUAUAUGUAGCUGUUCUUGCCUGUAUGACGAUCUGAAGUUUUGAUUUCUAUUGUUGCCCUGCCC
Brachypodium distachyon (stiff brome) is the source of this 1968-nucleotide messenger RNA. RefSeq lists its product as uncharacterized. Gene Ontology annotation, cellular component: endosome; lytic vacuole. The record is from RefSeq and is a predicted model, not a curated record. The transcript is spliced from 12 exons. Bases 208 to 1680 code for a protein of 490 amino acids. Gene Ontology annotation, molecular function: SNARE binding. Gene Ontology annotation, biological process: SNARE complex assembly. Lineage: Eukaryota; Viridiplantae; Streptophyta; Magnoliopsida; Poales; Poaceae.